CAAAACAAAAUCAUUGUGGCUGGAGAUUUCCUUUUUCCUUCCAGCUAAUGAUGUCCAUGCGACUCUUCACAGUCUGAGGUUCGGCGUCCCAGGCACAUAUUCACAUCGACCCCAAUGGCCAAGAGCUACAAGGCUCGCAAGGAGGAGUUCGUCUCCAACCUUACAGGAGGAGAUAUCUGGGAAAUCAAUGCAGUAAUACUUGUAGCACAGUCCGCUGUGCUUCUCUGGUCCGCCCUUCAGGCCCAGCGGUCCUUCUUCUCCCCAUACAGCAUACCAGCUCUGGUCACGGAUUUUCUGCUUAAUGUCCUGGCUAUCUUGUUUGCCAUUACUCUUUACUCCAGCGCUCCUGUUCUCCUAAAUAUCCUCCUAGUCACUCCCACCAUUUUCAUACUCUUGGGACGAAAGCGAAAGCAACCAACCCAAAAAGCAAAGCCACCGCGUGCAGCUGCUCACCCUUCACAUGGCGCAUCUACGAAUAACCUUGACCCGUUCCCCGUACGGCCGUUCCUCACGUUAUACCGAGGUGGGAUGAUGGUGACGACGUGCUUGGCUAUUCUAGCGGUUGAUUUUCGUGUUUUUCCACGGAGAUUCGCGAAAGUCGAGAAUUGGGGGACAUCGCUGAUGGAUUUGGGUGUCGGGUCGUUCGUCUUUUCCGGAGGAGUAGUCUCUGCCCGCUCGAUCCUCGUAUCUCGGGGCCCAUCUAAGCGUUCAGGAGAAUCACUGCCGCGACGCUUGCUCGCCUCAAUCCGUCAUUCAAUACCUUUAUUGGCACUAGGUCUUAUUCGACUGUAUAGUGUGAAAGGAUUAGACUAUGCGGAGCAUGUUUCGGAGUACGGUGUACACUGGAACUUUUUCUUUACGUUGGCCUUCUUACCGCCAUUUGUGGAGGUUUUCCAUGCUUUGACCACGAUAGUCCCAUCAUACGAGGUUCUAUCUCUCUUUAUCAGCAUCAUAUACCAGGUUUUACUGGAAUCGACAAUGCUGAAAGAAUAUAUCUUAGUGUCCCCCAGAGGCCUGUCUCUCCUCUCGAAGAACCGCGAAGGAGUAUUUUCUUUUUUGGGGUACCUGGCUAUUUUCCUCUCUGGUAGAGCCACGGGUUUACGGAUAAUACCCCGUGAAACUGGGCAAUCCGGAAGUCCUAGUUCUCGGAAAAAGUUGCUCAUUCGUAUGGCAAUCUGGACGUCUAUCUGGACAAUCUUAUUCACGUUUAACUCCUUUCAAGUCUUUGGCUUUGGAGCAGCAAUCCCGGUUUCUCGCCGACUUGCCAACAUGCCAUACGUCCUCUGGGUAAUCGCCUUCAACAACUUCCAGCUGCUACUUUUCUAUCUAUCAGAAUCCGUAUUCUUUCCUUCGGUUUACAGUGCUACCGAUCGGGAGACUGAGACUGAACGCAGCGAGUUCGCUACGAGCAAAAUCCUGGGGGCCUUCAAUAAGAAUGGUCUGGCAAUAUUCCUGAUUGCGAAUCUCCUGACGGGAGCGGUAAAUCUGAAAUUGAAUACCCUGGAUGCGAGCAGAGAAGUGGCCAUGGGGGUUUUGAUUGGAUAUGCAACUACAUUGACUGCUGUUGCAUUGACGUUAGAUCGGUGGAAUGUGAAACUGAAGAUUUGAUUGUUUUUCUCAUGUGUUUAACUCCCUUUAUAGACGUGUCUGGGUAUACUAUGCAGUGUAUAAUAUUAGCGUUAGAUUGGCAAAUACAACGUCCAAGCAUAUGGC
Messenger RNA from Coccidioides posadasii C735 delta SOWgp, 1713 nucleotides. It is a transcript of the gene GWT1, whose product is annotated as Glucosaminyl phosphatidylinositol (GlcN-PI) nositol acylation protein. Gene Ontology annotation, biological process: protein localization to plasma membrane; GPI anchor biosynthetic process. Gene Ontology annotation, cellular component: endoplasmic reticulum; membrane. The record is from RefSeq and is a predicted model, not a curated record. Lineage: Eukaryota; Fungi; Ascomycota; Eurotiomycetes; Onygenales; Onygenaceae. Gene Ontology annotation, molecular function: glucosaminyl-phosphatidylinositol O-acyltransferase activity.